Arabidopsis thaliana (thale cress) is the source of this 1402-nucleotide messenger RNA. RefSeq names its product GF14 protein phi chain (gene GF14 PHI). The coding region runs from base 139 to 1026 and encodes 295 amino acids. The transcript is spliced from 4 exons. Gene Ontology annotation, molecular function: protein phosphorylated amino acid binding. Gene Ontology annotation, cellular component: cytoplasm; nucleus. The record is from RefSeq and is marked reviewed. NCBI's taxonomy places the organism in Eukaryota, Viridiplantae, Streptophyta, Magnoliopsida, Brassicales, Brassicaceae.
CCACUCAAACAAAAACCAAAAAAAACAAAACUAUCUUUUAAACCCCAACAAAAAAAAAAUUGAAAUUCGAAAACAGAACAAAAAAAAAAAUCUCUCUCAAUCUCUCUCAGAUCUGAAUCCAUCCAUCACCGAUCUCUAAUGGCGGCACCACCAGCAUCAUCCUCGGCGAGGGAAGAGUUCGUGUACCUCGCAAAGCUCGCAGAGCAAGCGGAACGUUACGAAGAAAUGGUUGAAUUCAUGGAAAAAGUCGCUGAAGCCGUUGACAAAGACGAACUCACCGUCGAAGAACGUAAUCUCCUCUCCGUCGCUUACAAAAACGUAAUCGGCGCUCGUCGUGCUUCCUGGAGAAUCAUCUCUUCCAUUGAACAAAAAGAAGAGAGUCGUGGUAACGAUGACCAUGUGACCACGAUCCGUGAUUACAGAAGCAAGAUCGAAUCUGAGUUAUCGAAAAUCUGUGACGGUAUUCUUAAGCUUCUUGAUACUAGACUUGUUCCUGCUUCUGCUAAUGGAGAUUCUAAGGUUUUUUACCUUAAGAUGAAGGGAGAUUAUCAUAGGUAUUUGGCUGAGUUUAAGACUGGUCAAGAGAGGAAAGAUGCUGCUGAACAUACUCUCACCGCUUACAAAGCUGCUCAGGAUAUUGCUAAUGCUGAAUUGGCUCCAACGCAUCCGAUUCGUCUUGGUUUGGCUUUGAAUUUCUCUGUGUUUUACUAUGAGAUUCUUAAUUCUCCAGAUCGUGCUUGUAAUCUCGCUAAGCAGGCGUUUGAUGAAGCCAUUGCUGAGUUAGAUACUCUUGGAGAGGAGUCAUACAAGGAUAGUACCUUGAUCAUGCAGCUUCUUCGUGACAAUCUUACUCUCUGGACUUCUGACAUGCAGUUUUGCAUUAUGUAUGAUAAUACUCUCAUGAGCUUCUUGGUCUUGAUCUCUGAUUCUGUUGUGUUAAUUUCGACGAUUAAUCAGGACGAAAGUCCGGAGGAGAUUAAAGAAGCAGCAGCACCAAAGCCUGCUGAAGAACAGAAGGAGAUCUAAGUUUGUGGUUUCUUUUUUCAGUAUUCUUAAGUUAUGCAAUUAUAAUUAUGUUUCUGCUUGGUGUUUAUUUUCUAAUCUUUCCUUUGCUAUCCCCGAAGCUUCUAAGGCCGUCUAAUUCUUGUCCUUUGUUUGCUUUUCUCAAUCGUGGAUGCUACUGGAUUUCUGUUUUGUUUUACUUCUUCUCUUGAUUGAUUGCAUUUCCCGGCUUAUGCCUUGUACUUGAAACUCAGUUUUCUCUCUUAUUAAUGAUUUGCCAUUCACCUGGUUAUGCGUUUUUGUAUACAUGUGACUGCGUUUGCAAUUGUGUUUUCUGAGUUUGCUUAGGUUAUGCACACACAAUUUACGCUGUUUGAGAAUGAGCGCUUGCUAAUACUGA